AUGGCCCUGUCCAUUUCCGAGGCUCAGGCUGAGCUGAUCAACUCGUUGGCUCCCGACGAUAUCCCACACAAACUACGAUGCGCCAACUGCAGCAAGCUGGCUGUCAACGCCCUACGGCUGCCUUGUUGUGAACAGGCCAUCUGCGAAACAUGCCACUCGAACCUCCCCCAGUCGUGCCCCGUUUGCGAGCAUUCUCCGUUAUCCGCUGCGGAUUGUAACCCCAACAAGUCGCUGCGUACUACUAUAAGAGUAUUCCUGCGCACAGCGGAGAAGAAGCGAGAGGCAUCUCGGCCAAAGGAAUCCAAUGACUCUACACCUCCGACACCGGUCGAUGCACCGAAACCAUUGCUACCCGACGAAGGAGCCUCAGCCUCUGUAGAAGGGCCGGCCGAGAAGACAGUAGAUGCCAGUGGAGAAGCGCCUGCACAAGAUACGGCGCCGCAGCAGGCUAAUGAGCCAGCCACUGGCCACGAAGAGGAGAAACAGCAGGAGACGGCACUAAAUAGCACGGAAGAGCCCUUGAAAGAGCAACCGAUUGCUGCUACUGAAGCUCAGGAAAGCGAGGCCCCCGCAGAUGAAGACGAUGGCACGGCCAACAGUCAAGAGCAAACCGCGGUUGCUGAGGGUGAGGAUGGUGCUGACCAAACCGGCAACGACCAAGAGCAAUAUGGUGCAUCUGAUGCAGCGAAUGGUGGAUUUCAACAGAAUAUGAUGUUUCCUGGUGGAGAUUUCAACCAAAUGCAAAUGAUGAUGGCCAUGCAAAAUGGAAUGGGACCCAAUUCCUUUGGUGGGUUUCCUAUGAUGGGCAUGCCGGGAAUGGGCAUGGACCCGAUGCAGAACAUGUACAUGAACGGAGGCUUUCAAGGCAUGGGCAUGAACGGCAUGGGGGGCUUUGGAGGAGGAUUUGGACAAGGCUCCAAUGAUAACUGGAACGGUGCACAGCAGUCAUGGAAUUUCGACCAAAAUAAUUACAAUCAAAAUGGCCCAGGCAUGGGAACUGGUGACUUUGGGAAUUUUAACUCAGGAUUCCAGACAGGAUACAAUCAAGGUAAUUAUGGCCACUUCAAUGAUUAUCGUCGCAACAACUACGGUCGUGGCCGUGGGCGCGGCCGCGGAUUCUAUGGGGGGUAUGGCCGGGGUGGCUACCACCAACAAGGCGGCGCCAUGAACUAUCAUGACCAGGGCCAAUAUUCCCAGUACAACCAAGGACAAGGGGCAGCUGCCUUUCAAGGCCAAGGUGACGCUGGGCAGCAGCUGAAUUCGACGGCGGCAAGUGCUCAGGCUGACGAGAAUGCCAACGAAGGCGCAAGCCAGGCCAAGGCAUCGGAUGCCCAAGGUACUGACGGGUCUAAACAAGAUCCCUCCGAAGCUGCAUCUCGUGAGACCCUAGGCAAUGAAGCUUUUCCCGCCGGCACCAUGCGCCCGUCGACAGCCCAAUCAGACGGAUUUAGUAUGCAGAACCGAAAUGGCGUGGCGGCCAUCCGCUCCAUUUUGACGGCGCCGGAUGCACCUAUUAAUGCCCCCAAGGGCCCCAAGGCCAUGCGUCAAGGAUUGCCCAAUACUAGCCUGCUGAAUCUGCGAGCCAGGGGUUUUCAAGUUGAAGAUAGUGGCUUGCCGGUGCAAAAACCUGCUGCCGUCAUAUCGCAGCCGCCACAGGCAUCACCGUCGAACCCAACUACUCAACCGGGCUCUAGAAGUAGUACCCCUAACCUUGACAAAGUGCGAGACCGUGAUCCCCUUCGUGAUCGCAGCAAAGAGCGGCCUAAAGAUCACGAUAAACGUGAUAGAGGGGGAGCAACUGAGGACCUCAAUGGCGCUCAGGAGAGAGACCGGGAGCGAGACCGAGUAGAUCGCGACCGAGGCAGAGAGCCAGAGCGCUCCGGCUCGAGAAUAAGUAGUAGAAGCCGAAGCCUAGAUCGCAGCAGCCGCAGCCCAAGUCGCAGCCGUGGACAUAGGGGCUCCCACAGGCGACAACGGCGUCAGCCUUCCGAGUCUGUAGGAGAGGAGGAUAAAGAUGACUCUUACCGUCGGAAGAAACACCGGAGCAGUAGAAGACAUUACUACGACGAGGAUGACGAACAGUCGUCUCAACGGCUAAGGGAGGAUAAAGCAGUUGAACGGUCCAGAUCGGCCUCUCCCGAUGAUGCCAAACGUUCCAGCCACCGCAGCCGCAAAGAUAAGGAGAAGGACCGAGACUAUGAGCGGCGCAAGGACAAGUACAGAGACGAAGAGGAUGAUCGCCAAAGAUCGAACCACCGCUCAUCUCAUCGGGACCGGGGAGACUACGAGCACGCCUCCAGACGUCACGACAAGGAGAGAGAGCGCGACAAGGAUAGCAGCAGUGGCCGCAAGGAAAAGGACCGCAAGGACCGAUACCGAGAUCGGGAUCGAGAGCGAGAUCGUGACCGGGACAGGGACCGAGACCGAGACCGAGACUACGGCAGCCGACACGGAAGUGGCAGUAGGAAGCACUCGGUUGAUGGCACUGCCACUCCCAGCGGCGACAAGGGCUUUGACCCGCCAACGGGCCCGCGUGGCUUUGACAUCAAGGGGGGCCCUCGAGGUACCGGGGCCGGUUCCGCCCCGCAGAAAGAUGCGCAUACUCUGGAAAGAGAAGCGCGGAAUCGCGAACGUCUGCUGAAAGAAGCCCAGCGCAUGGCCGGGCUCGCGGGGCUGGCGGGCUCGAAACGCAGCCGAGACGAUGCCGAUGACGGGGGCCGCAAGGGGCGACGCAGCCGGCGCAACGACAUUGUCGACGGGGACGGCGAGGAGCGGAUGCGGAGGCUGGAGGCUGAGAGGGAGGGAGGACGUUGGGGUUAG
This is a messenger RNA of Trichoderma harzianum CBS 226.95, 2820 nucleotides long. RefSeq lists its product as hypothetical. Bases 1 to 2820 code for a protein of 939 amino acids. Lineage: Eukaryota; Fungi; Ascomycota; Sordariomycetes; Hypocreales; Hypocreaceae. The record is from RefSeq and is a predicted model, not a curated record. The transcript is spliced from 5 exons.